Messenger RNA from Ochotona curzoniae (black-lipped pika), 3243 nucleotides. RefSeq names its product spartin (gene SPART). Gene Ontology annotation, cellular component: plasma membrane. The record is from RefSeq and is a predicted model, not a curated record. The coding region runs from base 91 to 2109 and encodes 672 amino acids. The transcript is spliced from 9 exons. Gene Ontology annotation, biological process: cell division; negative regulation of BMP signaling pathway. NCBI's taxonomy places the organism in Eukaryota, Metazoa, Chordata, Mammalia, Lagomorpha, Ochotonidae.
AGCAGUACAGCCCCGACCAUCUCUCCGGGAAUGCAGUCAGUUCUGCAAGGAAAUCGUAAGCAACUUGUCCAGGAAGGUUUGCUCUAGAAAAUGGAACAAGAACCACAAAAUGGAGAACGUGCUGAGAUUGAGAUUAUCAAGGAAGCAUACAGGAAGGCCUUUUUAUUUGUUGAUAAAGGACUAAAUACAGAUGAGUUAGGUCAGAAGGAGGAAGCAAAGAGUUACUAUAAGCAAGGAAUAGGACACCUACUGAGAGGAAUCAGCAUUUCAUUAUCAGAGACUGAACACACUGGCCCUGGGUGGGAAUCUGCCAGACAGAUGCAACAGAAAAUGAAAGAGAUGCUUCAGAAUGUACGCACCAGGUUGGAAAUUCUGGAGAAAGGUCUUGCCACUUCUCUUCGGAAUGAUCUUCAGGACGUGCCCAAGCUAUACCCCGAAUUUCCACCUAAAGACAUUUGUGAGAAGUCGCGAGAGCCUCAGCCCUCUACUUCAUCUCAGCAAGCUGAAGUAAACGGAAGCACUUCAGCUGCAUGUGCAGGGUCGCUCGCUUUUCCUGCUUCUGCAUCCUUACCGUCUACAAGUCGUCCAGCCGAAGCCCCCCCUGCUUACACUCCUCAGGCUGCGGAGGGCCACUACACAGUGUCCUAUGGCACAGAUUCUGGGGAGUUUUCUUCAGUUGGUGAAGACUUCUAUAGAAAUCACUCUCAGCCACCUCCGCUUGAGUCCCUAGGGCUAGAUGCAGAUGAGUUGAUUCUGAUACCAAAUGGAGUUCAGAUUUUUUUUGUAAAUCCUGCAGGAGAAGUUAGUGCCCCUUCAUAUCCUGGGUACCUCCGAAUUGUGAGGUUCUUGGAUAAUUCUCUUGAUUCAGUCCUGAACCGUCCUCCUGGAUUCCUUCAGGUUUGUGACUGGCUGUACCCUCUAGUUCCUGAUAGAUCUCCGGUUCUGAAAUGCACUGUGGGAGCUUACAUGUUCCCGGAUACAAUGCUACAAGCAGCAGGAUGCUUUGUCGGGGUAGUAUUGUCCUCUGAGUUACCGGAAGAUGAUCGAGAACUCUUCGAGGAUCUCUUAAGACAGAUGUCUGACCUCCGACUCCAGACCAACUGGAACAGAGCAGAGGAAGAAAGUGAAUUCCAGAUCCCUGGAAAAACAAGACAGCCCUCUGACCAACAGAAAGGAGCCUCUGGCACUGAUGUGAGACAGCUGGGUCCUUCAGACCGAGGCAGCAAGGAUGUGCGUCUUAAAGGAAAACGUGGAAAGAAGACUAAAGAUUCUUCAAGUGAAGAAGUUAAUCUGAGUCACAUUGUACCCUGUGAGCCAGUUUCAGAAGAAAAAGCAAAAGAAUUACCCGAAUGGAGUGAAAAAGUGGCUCAAAACAUUUUGUCAGGUGCUUCCUGGGUGAGUUGGGGUUUAGUCAAAGGUGCUGAAUUUACUGGCAAAGCAAUCCAGAAAGGUGCUUCUAAACUACGUGAACGUAUUCAACCAGAAGAAAAACCAGUGGAAGUUAGUCCUGCUGUCUCCAAAGGACUAUACAUAGCGAAGCAGGCUACAGGAGGAGCAGCCAAAGUCAGUCAGUUCCUGGUUGAUGGAGUGUGCACGGUAGCAAAUUGUGUUGGAAAAGAGUUAGCUCCACAUGUCAAGAAACACGGCAGCAAACUUGUUCCGGAAUCACUUAAAAGAGACAAAGAUGGGAAGUCCCCUCUGGAUGGUGCUUUGGUUGUUGCAGCAAGCAGUGUUCAAGGAUUUUCUACUGUCUGGCAAGGAUUAGAAUGUGCUGCAAGAUGCAUUGUUGACAAUGUUUCAGCAGAAACUGUACAAACUGUUAGAUACAAAUAUGGGCACAAUGCAGGAGAAGCUACACACCAUGCAGUGGAUUCUGCCAUCAAUGUUGGUGUAACUGCUUAUAAUGUUAACAACAUUGGUAUCAAAGCAGUGGUGAAGAAAACUGCAAAGCAAACAGGACACACACUCCUUGAGGACUAUCAAAUAGUUGAUAACUCUCAGAGGGAAAAUCAAGGAGGAGCAGCAGCUGUGUCAAUGAGAGAGGAGGAAGAUGAGCAGACAGAUGAUACAGAGAAGAAAGAGGCAAAGCAAGUGGCGAAGAAGAAAUAAAUGAUAGAAGUGUUAAGAAUUACCAAUACCAAAGCCUUAUUAGAUGGAGAGGGUUUUGUUGCAUAUGCAAAUGUGAAAUUCCUCAGAGAUUAGAUGGUAUUUUUAAAAUAAUCUUUUCUAUAAAAUGCUUGUCAAAAAAUUUACGGCAUGUAGUCUACUUACACAGAAAAUCAGUAUUGCAUCUAGAGGCUUUUAAAUAUGUAACGACAUUCUGUUUAUUUUUUUUUACUACAUGUAGCUAAAAUAUUUUUUGCAGUGAAAAUAAACCAAAUAAAACACGUGCUAUAAACCUCAUUAAAAACGAAUGUUAAACUAUUUUUGUAUGUCUUAUCUUCUAGAAAGCAAAGUAGGAAAGUAUAUAUUUACAUAAAAUUUGGUAUUUAUGGUUUUCAUUAUAUUAAUAAUUUUCAAGCUAUUAUCGCUUUUUGCACUAUUGGUAGAUUUUUUUGAAUGUCAGAAUUUUCAGUCUGUAAGCUAAACCAAAACUGUGAACUUAGAAUUAUGAGCUAACAUUUUUAAGACUUGGAAAAUAAGGAAGAAGCUGUUUGUGAAAGAUAAAGUGCAGUUAUAUAUUUUUUGGUAACUUGCCUAUUUCUUAGGAAAUAGAAUCAUAACUUUGAUUUUAAAAACUGGAUAGAUCUUUUAAGUCUUCCAGCGUAAGGCUGGUACUAAUAAAAGCAUAAAGAUUAUUAUCAGCAGAGUUAGACAAAAAGUUACUUAAAGAAAUAAUUUUACCAUGUCUUUUCUAAGUUUUCCAAAACACUAUAACUUUGUAAAAACUAAAAUCUAAACAGAACUGAAUUUAUAGUGGUAAAUUUGUGUUUCUGGUGGAUUCAGCCAUUGGAAUUUAAACUAGUCAUUAGAAAGGAAAACUUUUAUUUGUAAUCACUUGGGUUAAUGUGUUCUGUACUUGUCCAGUGGCUUUUACUUAGCGGAUAGAACUCACAGACCUUUCUUUCUGAGUAGAUAACUAAUUGCAGUUAGCUUGUACUGAUUUUGAAAGGUUAAUAUUGGUUUUCAUAGUUGUAGUCCAUUGUAUUCAUUUCUUUACCUCUAGUAGAUACUCAGAUUUCUUAGACUUUAUUUGAAACUAUCUAAUGAGUGUACAUUGUCAAUAAAAUUGUAUGGCCUAAA